GGUGAACCGGCGAAAGCGAAUUGAAGUCUUACCUGGCAACGUGGUGACCAUUAUUAUCAUUGGUCUUUAUACGAUUAAUUCAACUUGACACGUUUCAAUAUUCAAAAUCUGGAAUUCACAUUCUAUUUCAUUUAAACACAAAAAAAUUAAACUGAUAUUGUUAUUAUACUUGUUAUGCGGUCUUUUGAGAUAAUUAUUACUUUUUAUGCAGUUAAAAUUUGUAAGGGAAAACAGUGCAUCCUUCUUACACUACAUCUGCUGCCCCGACAGACAACCUAAUCGACCGAUCAGCUGACCAGGCCCACUCAGGGCACAGAAGGCAUCUUGACGAAAACAGCCUACUCCUUGGGAGCAGCUAGAGUGAGAAAAGUACUGUUUUUUAUUUGAAACAUAUCAACUAUAAACAAAUACGACGAUUUGGGACUAGAAGCAAUAUUGGAUUACAUACUAAACAAAAAAUGUUGCCAAGUAUAUGUGGAUUAUAACAAUAAGUACUUAAAAAACUCUACAAAUGAAAUCAAUUGAUAGUGACGGACAUUUUUCCACAAAAAUCUAUUAAAUUGUGUAUUAAAAGUGCAAAGAGUACAUACAAAGCCCGUUGGCCGGUAAAAAAGACUGCAAUAAAUAGCAAAACGCAAUAGUAAAAUAAAACAAGUGAAACACUCACACACACAAAAAUGCAGCGAAUUUUUUAAAAAAUUCAAGUGCAAAUAACCAAAAUCAAACGGAAAAGCAGUAACACGUGAAAAAGUUGAAACAAACGAAGUGCUGCUGCCAGAUAAAAUAUACGAAAAAUUGUGCUACAACAAUUUUCGCGACUAUCAUAUAAAAUAAAUUAACGCCCGACAUUUCCCUGUCGCAAAAUUGUAAAAUCCAAAUCUUAAGCAUAAUAUUUAAGAAAACUACAAAAUGAUGUGGGACACAAUUGCCGAAGAAACCAACGGAGAUAUGGCUAUGGAAUUUGCAAGCUGUCAAAUGCCACACGACUUGAAUACAGUCGCAGUCGCUGCUAGCAGUAAUGGAGCUACCCGUCAACGCCAGCCACGGAAUAUUUUGAGCAGCCCGAUAAAUGAUAUGGUAGUCGACCAACAACUGUCAUUUUAUGGGGAUGACGAACAUGCUGCUGAGUCAGAUCAGCAUUCGGCCGUUUUCGAUAUGCCACAACAGAUGGGUUUACUGUCACCUGAGGGAUCGCCAUGUCGUUUCCAAAUAGUACAAAAGCCUAGAGUACCGAAAUAUAGCCAAGAAGGCAGCAGUCACAACGGUGGUCAACAACGCCAGGCAUUUGCAAACCGCCUACAGAAGCUACAACAUAACAAUGCUGCCAAUGGCAGUGCUAGCACACCGACACCACCGAAGAGUCUGCGUAUUUUCCACAGUUUGUCAUCUGGUUCGAUGGGAUCUUCGUCGAUGGAAGAAGAUUACAUGGAUCUGUUUGAAAUGGAAUCACUUGAGAAUUCAAUGAUGCCAUCAAAUAACAUGCCGAAAAUCCCCAGCGAUUUAGACUCGUUGUUUGUCGGACAAAUCAAGAAUAUAUUAUCACCUGCCCACCGUACAAUCGAACAGCGACAAUUGUUCGAACAAUUGAGAACACCUGAGAUGCGCCGUCCACCAGUGCGCCGCUGCCUAAGCAUGACAGACAAUUGUCUACCCAAGACACCGGAGACGCUGCUUAAACAAGUGCAAGAAAUCGCUACCAGUCCAUAUGGCGUUAAGCUGUUAACAACGGAACGCAACCAAAGCACCAUGAGCAGUUGUUUCAAACGUCCCGAUCCACCAUCGAAGACCAAUUCGCCGGUACUUAUCAAACGUUACCGCAUUGAAGCCGAAAAGGAGAAUCUCGAUGACUCUCUGACAAUGUCACUACCAGCACUGCCGGCGCCUCAACCCAAGCUCAGCCAUCCACCAGCAUUGCGCAAGAGUAUGUCGAUGAAUGAUGCCGAAAUCAUGUCGGCGCUCGCACGCUCGGAGAACAACGACGAGAUAGAUCUCAUCGGCGAUUUCAGCAAACCUUAUGUACUGCCACUAAUGGAUGGUCGUCAUCGCGAUUUGAAAUCAAUAUCCUGUGACACAAUGGCACGUCUGAUGCGCGGCGAAUUCAAUAAUAUUGUAGGCAACUAUCGCAUCAUCGACUGUCGUUAUCCAUACGAAUUCGAAGGUGGUCACAUACGCGGCGCUCAAAAUCUGUACACACACGAGCAGAUACUCGAGGAGUUCCUCGCGCAACAAAAGACUGAAAUGGCACAGCGUAAAGCAACCACUGAUCAUCGUCGCAAUAUCAUUAUAUUCCAUUGCGAAUUCUCAUCGGAACGUGGCCCGAAAUUGUCGCGGUUCCUGCGCAGCACCGAUCGUGAACGCAACACCAAUAGCUAUCCGUCACUUGACUACCCCGAGAUCUACCUGCUACACAAUGGUUACAAAGAAUUCUACGAACAUCAUUCGGAGCUGUGUGACCCGAUUGCCUACCGACCCAUGUUGGAGCCAGCGUACAACAGCGCGUAUCGUCACUUUCGCUCCAAAACAAAAUCCUGGAACGGCGACAGCGGUUUGGGCGGUGCUACAGGGCGCCUAAAGAAAUCUCGUUCACGGCUAAUGCUGUAAGCAGCAACGGUGCAGCGGUACAGCAAAUGAGUCAAAUAUCAAUACGCUUGUUAAACCAAUGCCGCAGCUUCAGCUAGUAUGAAAAAAAACCAAAAUUUUCUUACAGUAGCUGGGCGGCAGACGGGCGCAAAUGCGGUCGACGUUACAUAACGUCGCUAAAUCGUCAGCAACAACUAAUAAGACUGCGAAUUUGACAAGGAGUGCGGUUGGAGGGAGAACAAAUUCACGAUUGCAGUACAAAUUCAAAAGCUCAGCUUUAACUAACGUUAAACUUAUAUUUGAAAACAAAAAGAAAAACAAAACAAAACACCCAAAACAAUUUUAACACCAACUCUUUGUAGUUGGGCUCCCAACGGUAACUCCCAAUAGAGUUUCGGGGCGGCCACUUACACACUCGCACUCGUAUUACAUAACCACACAUGUACAUAUACACAUGCAAUUAGCAAAACCACAUUUUUAACGCACAAACACACCACACAGACACAAGUCAUUCAUUCAUCAAAUUUACAUUCAAUUUGUUUUUGUUGAAUUUUUUAUUCGAUGUUUUAUGUCCAAUUUGGAUUUUAUUUUAUAGAAACGUUUUAUGUGUAUGUAAGUACUAUAAAAAAACAAUAACAAAGCAAAUCAUAAUUUGCAAGCUCCUUUGUGCAUAGACUGCAUGCGAGUGCUUAUGCAUGUGUGUGGGCGUGUGUAUGUAUGCGCGUACACUAUUGUACAUUUAUACAUAUGUAAGUGUAAGAAAGGACACUUUCAUGGCUACUAAGUCACUGGGGAUCGAGUCAAUGCCAUGUACAGCUGUGUGAGCGCCUGUGUUAGCGCCUCCAUGUAAAUAAUGUGUAUGUAUGUAUUUAUGUAUGAGUUAAGCAUAACGCAACGUUUGUAAAAAAUGCUUAAAAUAUUUAAUUUAUUUGCUAUGAAUAGCUUUAGUUAGCUUAAUUUAAUUUGCUUAGUUGAUAUAUGUAUGUUAAGAGGCGCUGCCAAACACAGCGCGCGCACGCGCACACACAAACGUACGCAUAGCUCACCCAUUGUAAAUUAUAAUUAUAAAUUUUUGUAUGCACAAAAGCACCCUUAAUUUAUUUAGUUACAAAAGUAUAAAGUAAAAUACAAAUGUAAUAUAUUUUUGUUAGUGAAAUGCAUGCUAUAUAUAUGUAUAUAUGUAUGUAUGUUUAAUAUAGGCAAUACUAUGCUAAGCAAUCACAAAAACAAAAACAGAAAAACGAAAUUUGUGCAUUAUUAUGUAUAAUUUGUAUGUGUACAGCAAAAGCAAUUAGAAAUUUCCAAAAGAAAAAAAAAACACUAACAAACAAAAAAAAAAUGAAAAUGAAACAACAACAAUGUGAAGCUAUUUAUAUAUUGAUUUUCUUUAUUUUUAUUUUCGGUACAUAUUUGUUUCGAUUUUCGAUGAACUUUUCGAUGUUAAUUAACGCAUACAUAUAAUACAUAUAAGAAAUAUUUACAACGUAACAAUUCAUAACCAUGUAUAAACAUAUGUAUACAAAGCAUACAUACAUAUGUUCAUAUGUACACUAAUGUGCGCACAGCAACGCACGCAACCAACAAGCACAAGCAUCUGGGCACGCACACACUACUUGUGUUGUCGUCGCUGCAGUCAAACCAUUCAAACAAAUUCAACGUAAAGUUAAAAACAAUUACGCUUAUUUUAUGUUAUAAGAACCCCUUUUUUAUUUUUUUAAAGCAUAGCUUUCUUUUUCAUAUAAACAACACAAAAAUACAAAAAAAAAAUUAAAAUAAAAAUAAAAACAAAAAUGCAAUACAAAAUUAAUAUGUAAAAAAGGAAAUAUAUGAAAAAAUUUAUCAACCAAGACUACAUGGCUUUAAUUACGACCAAAAAAAAAAAACACAAAAGCAAGAAAAAACGAAAAUCAGCAAGAAAUUUAAUUUACUUUGAAGUUUCACUUUGAGCGGCGCGUAAAUCGCGCAAGAAAAGAAGCUUAUGCAUACACUUUGGGGGCUUGAAAUAAGCGUGAUUGUGUCUUGACAACUUCGUCUAAGAAGUAAGCAAAACUCCACACAAUAAACCAAUUGUAUCAAGUAGCCAGAGCCAAAAUCAAAGGCUUCGAAGUGUCUGUUAUAAGUUUUCAUGUAAUUUCAGACCGAGCAAAAUAAAUUCUUUGUAUACAUAUUUCAUAUAA
Molecule: messenger RNA, 4757 nt
Organism: Bactrocera oleae (olive fruit fly)
Lineage: Eukaryota; Metazoa; Arthropoda; Insecta; Diptera; Tephritidae
Gene: stg
Product: string
Biological process (GO): G2/M transition of mitotic cell cycle; protein dephosphorylation; positive regulation of G2/MI transition of meiotic cell cycle
Cellular component (GO): nucleus; cytoplasm
Molecular function (GO): protein tyrosine phosphatase activity
Source: RefSeq, a predicted model, not a curated record